Messenger RNA from Closterium sp. NIES-65, 4383 nucleotides. The record is from the annotation of a GenBank genome assembly. Lineage: Eukaryota; Viridiplantae; Streptophyta; Zygnematophyceae; Desmidiales; Closteriaceae.
AUGCAAGGCGCGCUGCGAUGGCUCACGGAGGUCUCGGCCAAUCUGAGACCGCCGUUGCUGGCGCUUGUAACGAAUCGCCUUGAAAGGGAUGCUGAAAACGCGUACUUUUUCACGCUUGGAUCGGGCCUCAAGUCACUGGGAUACGCCAUUGAGGUGAUAGCGCAGGAAGGAGGGCCCAUGGCGGACGCGUGGAGGGGCCUGGCCUUUCCUGCUCCGCCCCUCUCUCCUGCCCCUCUCUCCCGCCCCUCUCUCCCGCACCUCUCUCCCGCACCUCUCUCCCACACCUCUCCCGCACCACUCUUCUGCCUUGCAAUCCCGCCUUGCUGCCGCCCGUGGGACUUCCUUCCCUUGCGCAGCUACCAGGGAGUUUUGGCGAACUCGUUAGAAGCCACUCCGUUUAUAGCCAAGCUGGCCCAAGAACCCUUCACCGAAGUCCCGCUGGUGUGGGUCGUGCACGAGGCUGACGUGGCGGACAGGCUGGCAGUGUACGAGUCCAGUCAGCAUCUGCAAGGGCUGAGGCAGCAGUGGGUAGAGCUAUUCGCUCGACCUGACGCCCUCGUGUUCCCCUGCAUGGCACUUAAAGAACGAUACCAGUCCCUGAACACUGGAAACUUCGUGGUAAUUCCCGGCUCGCCCACGUGGACGUACGCCGCGACCCGAUUCGCCGCGUCGCACUCGCCAGAGUCGGAGCGGGCGGCGCGUCAGAUCCCGCCUGACACGUUCACUGUAGCAGUGGCGGGAAACCAGAGGGUGUACCAGGGAAAGUGGCGGGAAAGGGCAAUGGCUAUGCAUGCCGUUCAGUCAUUGGUGCAGCCGCCUGGUUUGGGGUGGGGGUCUAUAUGGGGUUGGAUGGUAGGGGAUGCUGUGGGAAAGGGAGGAGGGCAGGGCGGAGGAGGAGGGGGAGGAGGGGAAGGAAGGAGGGAGCAGAGAGGAGGUGGGAGAGGGAGAGGAGGGGAAGGGAACCAAAAGGAGCGAGAGGGGGUUUCUGCUGUGGAGCGAGCGCACGUGGUGUUUAUGGGAAGCUGGAACACCUCAGGGUCACAGUCGCAGCUGGCGGUGCUUAAGGUGGUAGCGAAGCAUCUGCUUAUAGCGAAUCUGACGUGGGGCGUGGGGGAGGCGGAGGGGGAGGAGGGGAUGGGCGUGCUGAUGGCGAGUGAUGUGGUGGUGUGGAGCUCGGUGGAGGAGGAGAGGGAGGUGAACCCGCUGCUCGUGAAAGCGCUGGCUUUGGGGAAGGUGAUUGUGGUUCCGAAGCUGAUCAAGAUUCGAGCAGAGGGGAUGGGCGUGCUGAUGGCGAGUGAUGUGGUGGUGUGGAGUUCCGUGGAGGAGGAGAGGGAGGUGAAUCCGCUUCUGGUGAAAGCACUGGCUCUGGGGAAGGUGGUGGUUGCGCCAAAGCUGAUCAAGAUCCGAGCAGAGUUGACCAAUGGCGUGCAUGCUCUUUUCUACGACUCUGGGAAGGAACCUUCCAUGAAGCAGGUGCUCCUUAAAGCCGCGUCGCUGUCGCAGUCUGACGCACUUGCCAUGUCAGCGUCAGGCCGCGAGCUCUCAUUGGCUCUGGACGCGCGCAGCGUGGUUAAGGAGGUAGCGAGGCUCCUAGAGCGGGUAAUGGAAGGGGGCGUGGGGAUUAGAAGCCCUCGGCCGGCGGAUUGGCUGUGGUGGGAUAAGAAGCAGGCGUGGAUGUGGGGGGAGGACGGUGGGUGGGGGUGGGGAGAGGGAGGGGGGAAGGGAGGAGACGGAGGAGAGGGAGGGAGCUGGGAUGUAAGAGAAGGGAGGGAAGAGGGAGGAGUACGGAAGGGAGAGGGAGGAUACGGGACGGGAGGUGGGGGGAAAACGAAGGGUGGAGAGGAGGAAGGGGAGGAGGAAGGGGAGAGUGUGGAUGUAGGUGGGGGUGUGGAGGAAGGGGAGGCUGAGGUUGUGACGGGAGGGGAGAGUGGGGUUAUUGGAGGGAGGAAGGUGAUACUAAGGAAAGGUGACUAUAAGGGUCGAAGGGUGGGGUUGAAGGAGGGAGGCAAGGAAAAGGAAGGCGAGGGGAGGGUGGUGGGGACCGGAAGAGGAGAGAGAGCAGAUGUGGAUACGAGCGAGGGUCGGAAUAGUGCGACAGAGAGGAGUGAGGGAGGGAGUGAGGGAGGGAGUGAGAGGAGGAGGAGUGUGGUGCUGCAGAUGGAGGAGGAGUGGGAGGAGUUGAAGAGAAGGGAAGCGGCGCUGCUGAUGGGAGAUAAAACGAGGGAUAGCAUGCUGAUGGCCGAAAUGGACGGUGCUGAGGAGGCGGUGGGAGGCGGGCUAGCGGGUGAAACAGGAGGAGCAGGAGUUGGAGCAGGCGCAACAGCAGCAGCAGCAGGGGGAGCAGCAGGAGUGGGCGGGGGAGUAGCGGGGCAAGGGGGGUCGGUAACAGAGGCUGACAGAAACGGUGGUGCUGUUGGCGUGGUUGAUAGGGUGGGCGGGUCUGGUGCGGUUCUGAGUGGUAGCAAGUCAAGUGCAGCGGUUUCAGGUGCUGCCGCUGCAGCUGCUGCCAUUGGGACUGUGGGGGAGGAGAAAGGCAGCGCAGGAGAAAGGACAGGAGGAGGAACAGCAGCAGCAGCAGCAGCAGCAGCAGGAGUGCCUGAGCUGAAAGCACCUGAGGAGCAACUGGAGGCCGAUAUUGUAAAUCUUCUAGCAGCAGCAGCAGCAGCAGCUGAGCUUGGGCUGAAAACGCGUGCGGGGCCAGUGGAGCCGGAUAGUGUAAGCCGUUUUCGUUACAAGGCGUUGUCCUGGGUGGGAGGAGAGGAGGUGAAGGUGGGCGUGAAACGAUUACCAUCUAAGUUACUCCUCUCUACCUCCCUUUCCCUCCUCUCCCCACGCCAGUUGUGGGACCGCAGGGAACAUGAAUCCCUGUCAUGGGAGGAGGUGAAGGUGGGGGUGAAGCGGGCGGAGAGGAGUGGGCUGCAUGAGAGGGACGACGGGGACCUCGAGCGAUCAGGCCAGCCCAUCUGCAUCUACGAGCCGUACACUGGGAACGGAUCCUGGCCGUUCAUUCAUGACAAGGAUACCCUGUACCGUGGGGUUAGUCUGUCGCGCUCCUCCCGCCGCCCCAACCUGUAUGACGACGUGAACGCGUGGGCGCGCCUGCCCAUGCUCGCCUCCCCCUACUACCGCGACGUGCUGUGCGACUUUGCAGCCAUGCUCGCAAUCAACUACCGCAUAGACCGAGUCCACAGGAACCCCUGGAUAGGCUUCCAGCCGUGGCGGGUCCGGGCGGAGAAUGUGGGGUUGAGCGGCGCUGCGGAAAAGGCGCUGGUUGGGACUAUAGAGGGCGGGACUGUAGCGGAUGCGGUAGUGUACUGGGUGAGUAUUGUAGACCAGGUGGAGAUUCAUAGGGAUCCGAGGAAGCUGCCUUUCUUGAUGCCAUGCGGCUGGUGUACAGCCUGCCCUCCAACUGGACCACCCUGCCGCCCAUGGAGAGCAUGGCCACCCUGGACCACCCUGCCGCCCAUGGCCACUGGAGGAGGCACCAGUCCGCCAUGCUCUCAUGCUGAUCCAUCUCCCUUCUUUACCCCUUCCAGAGCUGCAUUCCUGGAGGCCAUGCGCCUGGUGUACAGCCUGCCUUCAAAUUGGACCACCCUGCCACCCAUGCCCACCGGAGGGGGUACCUGGUCUGCCAUGCACGCGUGGGCCAUGCCGGCACACAACUUUGUGGAGUUCAUGCUGUUUGCGCGCAUGUUCGUUGACGCCCUUGAUGUGAAAUUCUAUCAGAGACACGCGGCCCACGGCACAUGCCCACUCGCUCAGAGCCAUGCAGAGGAGCGGCACUGCUACUGCCGAUUGCUUGACCGACUGGUGAACGUGUGGGCGUACCACAGCCGAAAGAGAAUGCUGCUUCUCAAUCCCCACACUGGCUCCCUUCAAGAACAGCACCCAGUUCCCACGCGCUCUAGAUCCCGCUCCCGGCGCGCCUGGUUCCAAUGGUUCUCCCGCCCGGUACUUAAAGCUAUGGACGAGGAAAGAGCAGAAGAGACGGACGACCCCGCCCACGCGAUCAACGGGCGGCGGUGGCUUUGGCCUCAUCUAGGGGAGGUGCAGUGGCAGGGGUCGAUCGAGCGGGAUAGAAUGUUUAAAUUGUGGCAGAAGGGGCAGAAGGAGAGGAAGAAGAAGGAGAGGCUGGCGCGAAUGAGAGUGAGGUAUAAGCAGGAGGCGUUGGGAGGGCCUGUGGUGAAAACAUUGGGGGAGGUUGGGGGCGUGGGGGGGUUGGGGAGGAAUGGGAGUGUUGUGGAGAGUGGGGAGGAGGGGAAGAGAGGAAGUGGUGGUGACGGCGGCAGUGACAGGGAAGUCGGUGUAGGCAAGAAGAGUAGCAGCAGCAGUAGCAGUGACACGGCUCAGGAGGAGGGUAAGGAGGACAGUGAUACAAGAUGA